Chiloscyllium plagiosum (whitespotted bambooshark) is the source of this 2263-nucleotide messenger RNA. RefSeq names its product ankyrin repeat domain 66 (gene ankrd66). Lineage: Eukaryota; Metazoa; Chordata; Chondrichthyes; Orectolobiformes; Hemiscylliidae. The record is from RefSeq and is a predicted model, not a curated record. Gene Ontology annotation, molecular function: protein binding.
CGAUGAGCGAGUUGCACGCGGCGGCAGCGGCCGGUAACACGGAGCUGGUGGAGGAGAUUCUGCGCAGCGGCACGUGCGACCCCAACGGCAAGGACCCUCACUGGAGCCAGAGGACGGCGCUGCACUGGGCGGCGGUGCAAGGAAAACCAGACAUGGUUAAACUUCUUAUCACAAAUGGAUCUCGAUCUUGCUUAAGAACUGAGACUGGAUGGACUGCGGCUCAUUUUGCUGCAGAAUCUGGAAAAUUAUCCGUCCUUCGAAUGCUGCAUUCUCUACACGCUCCUAUUGACAAAGCAGAUCUCUAUGGGGACACCCCUAAAAGAAUUGCAGAUAUAUAUGGGCAGAAAGACUGUGUUAAAUUCCUUGAAGUAGCUGAGCAAGAAUGCUCCAAUUACAGGAGAGUCGCUGAAACGACAGGUAUUGUAUUAGAUGACACAGAUGAAGAGUGGGAAAUCCAGAAAGAAGAACAACUGGCUGAAAUGAGAGCAGCUUCCCAGAAUAAGUGUAACAAAGUAUUUGGCAUUCAACAAAAGCACAAAGGCUGCACUUGUACAGUGAGACCUAAGACAGCGACUCCUAAAGGAAAGUUAUCAAAUAUUAAUAGGGCUUGUAGAAAAAAAAAGGAAAGGUAAGAUCUAGCUCCAGGUCAGGUACAAUUAGUGACCAGUUCGGCAGCAUUACCCAAGGUCAUUUAAACCGAUAGUUUCUUCUGGUGUGAAUAAGAACAAGCAGCCAACUAAACUUGAUCAAUGUAGUUUUGCACACUGCAGAAAGGCACCUGUAUUGUUAUAGGAAUAUCAUAAUUGUGUGGUGUAUAUCUGCCUUUAGUUUGUUGCAUUGCACAAAACUUUCUAUAACUGUGGAAUAAGAAUGACAUUGCAUCAGUUCUUUUGAGGAAAUUUACAGUGCAUUAACACUGAAACAUCAAUACUUCAUUGAUUGCCACUUCAAAGAUAUUCCAAGUUCUCUACUUAUUUACCUACUUUUACCACCUCUCAAAAAAAUCUAUCUUGCGUAGGUUUUCUAGAUUUUUGUCAAAUAAUGCACUUCAGUAGAUUUAUUUACAUCCAAGAAUGUGGCCCAAAGUCACUUGAUAUUGAUGUAACUGAAAUUUCAAGCUUCAUGUUUGAAAACAAUUUCCUCUUGAAACCUGCACAACACUUGAUAAAAAUUCCACAGAGUUAGUGCAUCCGUCAUCUUUUGGAUCCCUAUUCAGAUGUAUCUAUGCAUCCAUAUCCUCGUGUGUUAACAUUGUUGGGUUUGCCAGUGCCCUCCUAAGAGAUUGCUUGUGUUUAGGCUCUCUGCUUGGGUUGUGGUACCAAUUAUUGCCUUGGUGUGUGAAUACAUCAGUGAAAUUUAAACCCCUGCUCUUGCCAAAAUUCCAACCAGUGACCAGUAUCCUGUCCUCUGAUUGACCAGUAACUCUCAGUGGGCAAGACAUUUACCAUCAAGCACCUCAAUUGUGGUGGGCGGAAAGGUGGCCACUUAACUGUCUAAAAGACAAUUGAUUUUGUUGGAUUUCCAUCAUGGAACUGAGAGGGGAUUCCCACUGUUUUUUUUCUCCCACUGGUAGGUGAGAUCCCCAUCAAUCUCUCAAAAUACAACCUUGCUAACACUGACUCAGAUUAUCUACAAUUCACAAGUUCAUAUCCCUUUUAUGCAAGUUGUGGUGAUUCUUGUCAGAAACGAUGCAAGCUGUUGCUGCAUAGCAUAAUAUUUUAAUUAACAUCCCAAAGGUACUGAUUUCUGUACUUAGAUCGACAACUUAGUAGUGUGAAACAUCACAUAUGCUUUUCAAUGUCAGUUGGUACUCCAGUACUCUAUAUUGUUAUGCAAUCAUAUCCCUUAUACAAUGUAACUCAAAUUUAUUUGUUUUAGAGUCAUUACUGACUGUUCAACUAUUCUGUUGGUUUUUAAAACUCUUUAUGGUUGGAAGAUUAAUAAUGAAAAAUGUUUGAAUUACUGAUGAAAUUUUUGAUUAUUUUUACAAACUCAAUUUAAAUUUUAUAGUUACAACUGAAAAUGCCUCUUCCUGUGUUCUGAUAGUGUUGUCUGUGAUCAGUGGUUAUUUGAUGGUUCUUUUCCUCUGAGAAGGUUAAUAUAUUUCAGAAAUUGUAUAUUUAACAUGUAGACAUUUGGUUUUAUAAAUCAUUUGAUUAUGUACUAUUUACUUUCCAGUUUUAGAAACGGGAAGAUUUUUGUUGUAAUUUUAUUCUAAUUAGUUGAUUCACAAAACAAUGAAAUAAAUGUCCCAUUGACUUAC